Messenger RNA from Metarhizium acridum CQMa 102, 849 nucleotides. It is a transcript of the gene ALI1, whose product is annotated as putative NADH-ubiquinone oxidoreductase 30.4 kDa subunit, mitochondrial. The record is from RefSeq and is a predicted model, not a curated record. Gene Ontology annotation, molecular function: NADH dehydrogenase (ubiquinone) activity. Lineage: Eukaryota; Fungi; Ascomycota; Sordariomycetes; Hypocreales; Clavicipitaceae.
AUGCCUCGAAGCCGGACACUCGUCUCGGCUCUACGGCCUUCAGCGGCCGUCAGUGGACAGGGCGUCCGCGCCUUUUCUGUGUCGGUCGCUCAGCUCGUCAACCUGCCCAAGGAGGCUGAGAACUUGCGAAAGGCCCCUCGGGAUCAGAUUGGGGUUCUCAAGGCGCCUCUUGUCAAUCCAGCCGACAAGUACCAGAGCAAGUCGGACAACAUGCACCGAUACGGAUCGUGGCUGAUGGGCUGUCUGCCCAAAUAUAUACAGCAGUUUUCUGUCUGGAAGGAUGAGCUUACCAUUUACAUUUCGCCCUCGGGUGUCAUCCCCGUCUUCACGUUCUUGAAGUACAACACCUCUGCUGAAUUCACACAAAUGAGCACCAUCACCGCAUGCGACUUCCCCACCCGCGACAAGCGCUUCGAAGUAGUGUACAACCUCCUUUCCGUCCGCCACAACUCCCGCAUCCGUGUCAAGACCUACGCCGAUGAGGCCUCUCCUGUCCCCAGUGUCACCAGCCUCUACGACGGAGCCAACUGGUAUGAGCGCGAGGUCUACGAUCUCUUUGGCGUCUUUUUUGCCGGCCAUCCUGAUCUGCGACGCAUCAUGACCGAUUACGGUUUUGAAGGUCACCCGCUUCGCAAAGACUUCCCCCUAACGGGCUACACUGAGAUCCGGUAUGACGAGGAGAAGAAGCGAAUUGUUACCGAACCCCUUGAACUUACGCAGGCGUUCCGUAACUUUGAAGGUGGCUCUAGUGCAUGGGAAAUGGUUGGUCCUGGUGAGGAUCGUAGACCGGAUACUUUCAAGCUGCCUACGCCUAAGCCAGAGGAGAAAAAAGAGGAACCCAAGAAAUAG